CAUUCAUUUACUGCCACGCAGGACACGCCCACUCAAUACCAACAUAACCGCAGAUCUCUAGAGCUGAGCAGCAAAGGAAAUCUAGUGAUCCCACCAACAUCUGUAUCAGGUCAAGUGAGAUCCCCGCCCCCUCUUCCAAGGACAGGGCCAGAGAGGCCCCUCAAUGUCACAGACCAGGCAGGGGGAGGCAGCAGGGAGAAGACAUCUAGUAGGGGAGCUUCAUUACUGCAAGAAGGCACCAGAGUGGGGUCUUCUAAAACCAAAAUCUUUGUUGCCUUGUAUCACUACAAACCCCAGAAAGAGGAUGAGGUUGAAUUAAGAAAGGGAGAUUACUACAGUGUGAUAGAGGCCUGUCUAGAUGGAUGGUUCAAAGGUCGAUGUCUCAAGACUGGCAAAGCUGGGGUCUUCCCUGGAAAUUAUGUACAGCAAGCCAGGUCUCCUUCUGCUGGUGGUUUACCCAAUAAUGUCCAGAAUUUACGUGCCAAAACAUCAUCAUCCAACUCAAAGUCUUCGUCAAGGCAAGAAAUGUCAUCCAGACCAGAACAGGCAAUUUCUGCCAGGCAAGACAACAGUGCUUCACAUAAACAGGGGACUCACAACUCCAGACUGGAUGGUCCGCCGUCAUCAUCAUCCAGACAAGAACAGUCUGCCAUCUCCAAACCUGUACCUACGUCGUCAUUAAGUUCAUCAUCCGGGUCACAGGUGCCCCCUGUCAAGUCUUCUCACAAACCUCACCUCCCUCCCCCCUCCUCGGCCUCACUGUCCACAGAGGCUAACCCUGACAGAAUCUUAAACUCACAAAUGUCGUCCACAUCUCAUACUGCAGAUCAUUUAUCAUCACAGGCUAGAAGUGUUCCUAAACCUGUCUAUGUCAAAGCAGCAUCCAAAAUGAGUCCUUUAAGAACCACUUCAUCUGAUGUGCAGGGAUUUGCAGCUAACGCAGUGGUUAUACCACCUAACUCGGUGAUCAGUAAAACAGGACCAGUGGUUGGAGUCAAUGGACCAGGAUCUUUGGUCCCCAGUGUACAGAUAACAGAUCCUGUGGGAGCCUCUGGGGAGUCUUCAUCAUCAAACAAGAGAGAGAAAAAAGAGAAAGAAAAGUUAAGCCUUGUAAAGAGACUGACUUCUGGGAAGGGUAGGAAGGCCAGGUCCACCCCAGACAGUGAGGGAGCCUUACCCUCGGGAAAAGUAGCUCAUACAAGGUCUGGAUCGUACCCAUCUGAGGUGGCCACGUCUGUAGAAGGCCAACAUGUUAAGACUGGAUCUUUUGAUUCCUCUGUACACCCUCCUCUCGGGUCAAAACAUCACAAACAAAAGUCCCUCAGUCGAGAAAAAUACCGAUGUAAAGAGCCGUAUCCUGCCCAACACGUAGUAGAGCUGGACCUAAUGUUGGGAGACAUUGUUUACGUGACAAAGAAACGCGAGGAUGGCUGGUUCAAAGGAACACUGCAGAGAAGUGGAAAGACAGGGUUAUUUCCUGGAAGCUUUGUGGAAAAAGUGGAUCAAUGAUAUUUCAACAUUACUUCUGUAGGGACGGUUUGACUAGAUAUGCAAUUGCUAAACCUUCCCAAGGCUCAGGAAAAUAGAAAGUUUGUAGACAGCGUGACUGUGGAUUUUCCUACCUUGAAGGUUCACUCAUCAUGCAGUGGGGAAUAAGACAUGUCAGAUACAAAUGUGAUAGUUGAUGUAUUUUUUAUACACAAAAUUGCAUUAAGUUUAUUCACAUGAAUAAGUAAGUUCAUUUAAACUUCAGUUUUUGUCCUAAUAUUACAAUGAUUUUAACAUCAUCCUUUUCAUGCACACAUGUUGUACAGGAAAACGUUUUCUUAUUAUUUAGUAUAUAAACUGCCAUUUUGUGCAUUUUUGUGUAUUAGAUAUUAUUGAUGCAAUAUUUUAAAUAUUGAGUUAAAUAUUUUCAUUUCCUGCCUUUGACAUCUUAGUUCAUGUGUUAGUUGAACAAUAACUGAAAAAUGUAGGAUGCUAACCUCACUUUCACUUUCUUUUGUUAUAUGCAAGUAUCUCUCAUUCACUCUUGAUAACUAAGGGCAUUUUAUUUCUUUGAAUAAACAUUGAUUUUUAUUUCCUAUAUAUGAAUAGGCUGUAUGUUGUUAUUUGAAUCUGUAGUUUCCCUUUACAUACAUGUAAUUGAUACUAUAAAAUGUCUUCCAGUCAUUUUCGUUAUUCAAUUUGAAUACUGUGUCUUGCUGGUUAUUAC
Saccostrea cuccullata (small rock oyster) is the source of this 2215-nucleotide messenger RNA. Its product is annotated as E3 ubiquitin-protein ligase SH3RF1-like. The annotation marks the transcript as partial. The transcript has 8 exons. Lineage: Eukaryota; Metazoa; Mollusca; Bivalvia; Ostreida; Ostreidae. Gene Ontology annotation, biological process: positive regulation of JNK cascade; protein ubiquitination; positive regulation of proteasomal ubiquitin-dependent protein catabolic process. Gene Ontology annotation, molecular function: ubiquitin protein ligase activity; protein binding. The record is from RefSeq and is a predicted model, not a curated record.